UCGCCGGUGUUGCUAGGCAGCAGAUCCUGAAUUGAAGAAAGCGAGAGCCUAGUGCGGUGGGACGUGGAGUGCCUCUAUAAAGUAUAAGGAUACGUUGGCAGUGGCACAUCCACGCGCGGAUCGGGCACGAGCACAAGCUGCAGCGUGCGGGGACAUAGCUGUGCAUGCAGCAAGAGGUUUGAGAAGCAUCUCUUAGAAUGAUGGGAUUAGGGAACGGCCGCAGGGGAAUGAAGUCCCCACCGCUUGUGGUUGCAGUGCUCCUGGCAUGUGUUUUUGUUUUGGGAAUAAACUACUGGAUAACCAGCACCCGAUGUGUUGAACUGCAGAACCGUAUUGUGGAAAUUGAAGGAAAAAUGCGCCGGGCAGCUGCAGAAAGAGGAGCAGUUGAACUGAAAAAAAAUCAGUUUGAAGAAAAUCUAAAAAAGCAAAUGGAGCAACUUGAUACUAUCAAAUCUAUGCACGACUCUCAGAAGCAGACAUAUUACAACGAAAAGGUAUCAUUAAUAAGGAACAUCACCUUAAAAGAGAGGGUUAUAAAGAGCUUACAAGGUCAGCUGAGGAACUUACAGGUAGAGCUGGAACAAGAGAAAGAGAGUCAGACCUUGAAAUCUGCAUUUGAAUUAGCUCAGUGCAGCAACAAAAUGAAGGAGCUGAAUGAGCAGUGUGAAGAAAAACUUCGGAAAGCAACACAAAAAGAAAACUCAGGGGGAGAGGAGAAAAAGAUUGUGACAGAUGCACUCAAGCAUGACAAUAAGAUUGACAUUCCUUCAAAACCAAAUGUUAUCAACAAGGGCCCUGUUGUAGGAACAAAUAAGCAAGAAGCUGCAGACAAUGCAGUUCCCAGCAUCUUUAAGCCCUCUGCAGGUGCCCCACAUAAAGAAAACCUGGAGGACAAAAAUGCAGAUGAUAAAAAUAAAAUAAAAGAAACACUUGAUGAGAAUGAAAAAAUGGUGCUUCCAGGGCAAAAUAAAGUAGAAUCUGAAAAUAAUCUACAAGUCCAAGAGCAAGUGAAUCAAGAAAAUUCAGAUAAUAAAUUAGGAAAUAUAGCAAAUGAAGAACUAAGGGAGGAAGGGGGAGCUAAGGUGGAGCUAAGGCCUAUGGCAGAAGAGGAAGCAGAAGAAGGGGCGCCUAAAGCAGAGGAAGGGGCGCCUAAUGCAGAGGAAGGGGCACCUAAAGCAGAGGAAGGGGCGUCUGAAGCAGAGGAAGGGGCGCCUAAAGCAGAGGAAGGGGCUCCUAAAGCAGAGGAAGGGGCUCCUAAAGCAGAGGAAGGGGCUCCUAAAGCAGAGGAAGGGGCACCUAAAGCAGAGGAAGGGGCACCUAAAGCAAAGGAAGCAGUGCCUAAAGCAGAGGAAGAGGAGCCUAAUGCAGAAGAGGAGGGACCUAACGCAGAGGAAGAGCCUGAGGAUGAAUUUAAAGUAGAGGAUAUUCCAGAACCCAACAAGGGAAUAGAAAAUGAGGAAGUUGAGAGAGAAAAUCUUAUUAAUAUGGAACCACAGCAGGAAGGUGAAAACGAUAUAAACCAGGAUGAGCAGGAAGAACAAGAAAAUCAAAAUGACUACAAUGGGGAUGAAGGAAAUGAAGCAGAGCCUGAGGCUGACAAGCAGGCUCAGCUAAUAAAUAAUGAUUUAAAUUUAAAAGAUGACGUAAACUUAGAAAAUAAGCAACCGUUCAAGCAGCAAGUAGAGGACAAUAAUAAUUCACUUCUUAAAAAAUGAGGCAAUGAACUUUCCCAAUUUGUUCUGGAAACAAAUCACCUGGCUUCACAGGAGGAUGCCUUAGAAACACGCAAAAUCCACUAAACUAAAGAUUUAAUGCAACAAGGAAGAUGAAACUUGAAGAUCGUUCUUUAUCCUCUUUUCUUUCAAACUCUAAAGCCUUAUCACUAAUUUGCCCAAUCGACACCAGAUGUGCUUUUUAAGCUGCAGAAACCGAUCACAGCAUUAAGUGCGAUCCACCAUCUAGCAAAAUGUAUUUCCUGUAUGUGAACCAGUGUUGUGCACUCUACAGCCUAGCACAGGGGUCAAGUUCAUUUAAUAAAUAAGCCUCUGCCAGUUUAAGCAUAGUGUACAGGGGAGAUCAGACAUGUAGUUAGUAGUGUUGGUUUCACUUGCAGGAAGAUUAACUGUGAUUAUUCUCACCUCUUUCCUCCCAUUAACACCUGAUCCUUGUAUUACUGGUAUUUCCCUAAGCAGGUUCGAAAUUCAUUGCCUUCAAGUCUAAAAGCAAACUUCCCUAUUGUAAUUUUCCUUUAGGUUUCUCAUGUGAUAUGUAAUUGGGAUAUAUAUAUAUUAUCACAAUGCAGAAGCACUCAGUCAGAUGCAAUGGGUCUCUUCUUGCUUGGGUGCCUAGACUAAAUAAAGACACACAUGUUAGCUUUUAAUCAAACAAGGGUGACACAGCCAAUUAGUCAUUUUCCUAGACACGAAGAUGGACUACACUUUUAAAAAGUGUACAUAUCCCAUGCCACUGGCAAAACUCAUGUGCUCAUCAACUGUAGGCCAGUGAGUGCUGACCAUUCUGUUUGUUGUAUUUUAUGUGAUUUUUCUUAUUAGGCUUUGCACCUAGACUUGUGUAGGAUUAACUGCCUGAGUCACUGGAUGUAAACCGCAGCGCAGGUUAGCACCCAGAGCUGUGCGUUUUGCCAUUGGAAUGAGAUGUGUACCCACUGCAGUUUGAGAGUGUAGUCGAUCUCUGUUUCAUUACCAAGUGCAGGCAGUUUUUUUCUUUACACUAUAUUUUCCUAUGCAACAAAUGUUUUCACAACUGUUCAAAGAAUCCAGCAUUUUAAUCAUUUGUUUAAAAUGUCAACUUUAAAGUGCCUAUAAAUAUCACUAGCUAAAAAAAUACUAUUGCAGGAGGUAAAUCUUUUAGUAGUGUGCACUGUCUGAAACCAAAUGAACUAUCAGACCCGUUUUAUAUGAACUUAAUGUUAUCCGGUUUUGUACAAUGACAAAUUAUUUUUAUAACUUGUGAUAUUUUACUUUAUGGCGCAUUAAACUCAAGAUCUGUUGUAGCUGUGCCAAGCCUUUCUUCUUUAUGUUCCCUGUAGAUAGAUCAAGCAGUCUUCCUUUUUAGCAGCAUGUGGAGUAAAUGGGAUUGGUCGGCUUUUUUUUUUUCUUCUUCAAUAUUCUCUUUUUAGUUGUAUUUUUUUGUUGUUGUUUUGUUUUGUUUUUUUUUUGGGGGGGGGGUGUUCUCCUGCAAUAAUAUGACGUUAUUUUUAAUUAAAAAAAAGUUGCAUUACUUUACUUUUAUAUGAAUGUGCUGUUGAUAAAGUUCAUUAUAUCAUUUUCUUAUCUUUAAAGGGACAGUAUACACUCAUUUUCAUAUAACUGCAUGUAAUAGACACUAUUAUAAAGAAUAAGAUGCACAGAUACUGAUAUAAAAAUCCAGUAUAAAACUGUUUAAAAACUUACUUAGAAGCUGUCAGUUUGGCUCUGUUGAAAAGGUAGCUGGAAAGCCCACAGCAAAUGGGAAAUAAGACCCCCCUUCUUUUGCAUAUGAAAAGACCCUGGAGCAAGCUGGAGAAGGUAGCUGACGGUAUUCACAUAAAACUUUGGGGCUUGGUUAGGAGUCUGAAAAUCAGAGCAGUGUUAUUUAAAAAUAAGCAAAACUAUACAUUUAUUUUUUAAAAAACCUUUAUGGGCUAUAUAAAUAGAUCAUCUAAAAAACAUUUAUGCAAAGAAAAAAUGAGUGUAUAAUGUCCCUUCAAGACCAUACUUAAGUGAUAUUCAUACAUUCACAUACUUUAAAGUGGAACACAUAUGCUUAAAUGUAAUAGAGUCGGCCUCUUAUAUGCACAAAUUACAUUUUAAAACAUAAGGAACAUUUCCUCUUCAUGUUAGGCAUUUUCUUCUGUAGGGUGUAUUAAAGGGACAUUAAACACUAAAUACAUUUUAUACGCAUAGUAUUGAGGUUAUUCCCCACCUCCCUCUAGUCAUAGUUGCUGCAAUGUUGAAAUCUAUUUUUUACCACAUUCCAAUGCUGACCUCUUUACACAUGUGCAGCAAAUCUCCAGAUACCUACAGUGUAACCUAACUUCCAUCAUGGCAGCACCCAUGAGUAAAGGGAGGUGCAUGAAAUGUAGUUAGCAUUUAGUGCCCCUUUAAGAGUUUUUCUCAGUUCUAGUAUAGGAGAAACACAUAGCAGGACAGAUUUCUGCACUUUAUAUUUGGAAAAACUCCUUGUAUUGAUAGCCAUGUCCUUAUACUCCAAUCAUUUACUACAGCAACUUAAUAGCAGGAGCUGCUACAUUUAAGAAGCUCUUUUAUUAAUCCUGUAGAAAGAGGCAACUACACUACACAGUUCUGCACAAAUGUGUGACACCUACUUACACUGAGCAGCAUCCUGAAAAAAAGAAAAAGCUGUCAUCCAACUAUGAAAUGGCUCAGAUUGUGAGCUUGACUUUUUGUUUUAAUUACAGGGAUAUUUUACCCAAAUACUGAAUAACUUGAAAAUGAUGCAGCAUAGCUGCAAAAAGCUGAAUAUAAAAUAUCACAUAAACCUCUCUAUGUCAAAAAAAAGAUGUUUUACUGCAAAAUUUUCUCCGUAGCCACAUCCCAUUAUAUAGGAACUUUAAGUAUCCAAUCAGUAUGCUUGUCCCGGGACAAGAGAGCAUGUAUCUGGCAUAUGCAGGCAUAGUCACUUUAUUUCCCUCAUCAGUUUAGUUUUACUACAAAACAUUUCACGAUUAUGUUUAAAUCCCAGGAGAUCACAACAAAGCAGAGUGUGACUUUAGCACGGAUGAUGCUGAUUGGCUGAUUACCAUGCAAAUGACAGUAAAAUACACACUUCCUUUUUUUACAUAGUCAUUUUUAGUCAUCUUUUUACAACUAUGUUGCAUCAUUUUCACGUGAUUUAACAUUUAGGUAAUGUCCCUUUAAGCACAACCCCACAUCACCACAGUUUUGUUUACUGCUGCUUCCAUUUUCUGAAUUUUAAAGUAAAGAAGUUUUAAUGCUUUCCAGCUAAUGAGAGUGAACCCUUUUCUGUCCAAGAUUUUAUUCAGAUCUUUUUGAAUCAUGUCAUAUAUAUUUCCAUUAGGCAUUUUGUCCAAAAGCUGUAAUCAUUCUAAGAAAUAAAAUGCAAAUUUAUUGGUGCCUUAAAAUAUGACAACUGAUUUAAAUUAGUUAUGUGUUUAAUGAGUAGCGCUGUAAAAACUUAGAUUCAGAACUAAACAAAUUAAUUUAAUGUUAAUUUAUUAGAUAUAGAUUGAAAAGGAAUUAUAUAGUUCAUUUUCAUUGAAAUGUUACCUUUGUAAAAUUAAAGCCACCUAUAACUGCAUUUUAAAUUUAAAUUGGUAUUAAGUAAUUUCAUGUUUUAAAUAAGGUUGGCAUUAACAUGAUUAACUAUAGUUACUGUAGAAAAGCUGUACAUUUAAGCUUUGUAAUUUAUGACGUAAAUGCUUAUUUGUUUUGGAUCAAAUUAUAAUGCAUACAUUUAAAAUGUGAUUAUUGUAUAUAAAGCAUUAUUUUUAAUCAUUUUGUAUGUAUUACAUGUUUUAGAAAAGUGUAAAAUUCAGUAAAAUAUCAGGUGGGUGUUUUGUUGUUGUUUUUUGAAAGUUCCUGGCAUAAUAAAUGUGUUAUUUAAUAGUA
Molecule: messenger RNA, 5591 nt
Organism: Bombina bombina (fire-bellied toad)
Lineage: Eukaryota; Metazoa; Chordata; Amphibia; Anura; Bombinatoridae
Gene: GOLM1
Product: golgi membrane protein 1
Exons: 10
Coding region: 198-1715 (505 amino acids)
Cellular component (GO): Golgi apparatus
Source: RefSeq, a predicted model, not a curated record